Messenger RNA from Oncorhynchus nerka (sockeye salmon), 3599 nucleotides. RefSeq lists its product as uncharacterized. The transcript has 3 exons. Lineage: Eukaryota; Metazoa; Chordata; Actinopteri; Salmoniformes; Salmonidae. The record is from RefSeq and is a predicted model, not a curated record. The coding region runs from base 2415 to 3026 and encodes 203 amino acids.
UGAACAGGCUAGUAAUAGGGGUGGCAACAAUUUCGGCAGAUAAUUUUAGAAAGAAAGGGUCCAGAUUGUCUAGCCCGGCUGAUUUGUAGGGGUCCAGAUUUUUCAGCUCUUUCAGAACUUCAGCUGAAUGGAUUUGGGAGAAGGAGAAAUGGGGAAGGCUUGGGCGAGUUGCUGUUGGGGGUGCAGUGCUGUUGACCGGGGUAGGAGUAGCCAGGUGGAAAGCAUGGCCAGCCGUAGAAAAAUGCUUAUUGAAAUUCUCAAUUAUGGUGGAUUUAUCAGUGGUGACAGUGUUUCCUAUCUUCAGUGCAGUGGGCAGCUGGGAGGAGGUGUUCUUAUUCUCCAUGGACUUUACAGUGUCCCAGAACUUUUUAGAGUUAAUGUUGCAGGAAGCAAAUUUCUGCUUGAAAAAGCUAGCCUUGGCUUUUCUAACUGCCUGUGUAUAACGGUUUCUAGCUUCCCUGAACAGCUGCAUAUCACGGGGGCUGUUCGAUGCUAAUGCAGAACGCCAUAGGAUGUUUUGUGUUGGUUAAGGGCAGUCAGGUCUGGGGAGAACCAAGGGCUAUAUCUGUUCCUGGUUCUAAAUUUCUUGAAUGGGGCAUGUUUAUUUAAGAUUGUUAGGAAGGCAUUUAAAAAAAAUAUCCAGGCAUCCUCUGACGGGAUGAAAUCAAUAUCCUUCCAGGACACCCCGGCCAGGUCGAUUAGAAAGGCCUGCUCGCUGAAGUGUUUCAGGGAGCGUUUUACAGUGAUGAGUGGAGGUCGUUUGACCGCUGACCCAUUACGGAUGCAGGCAAUGAGGCAGUGAUCGCUGAGAUCUUGGUUGAAGACAGCAGAGGUGUAUUUAGAGGGGAAGUUGGUUAGGAUGAUAUCUAUGAGGGUGCCCGUGUUUAAGGCUUUGGGGGGGUACCUGGUAGGUUCAUUGAUAAUUUGUGUGAGAUUGAGGGCAUCAAGUUUAGAUUGUAGGAUGGCUGGGGUGUUAAGCAUGUUCCAGUUUAGGUCGCCUAGCAGCACAAGCUCUGAAGAUAGAUGGGGGGCAAUCAGUUCACAUAUGGUGUCCAGAGCACAGCUGGGGGCAGAGGGUGGUCUAUAGCAGGCGGCAACGGUGAGAGACUUGUUUUUAGAGAGGUGGAUUUUUAAAAGUAGAAGUUCAAAUUGUUUGGGUACAGACCUGGAUAGUAGGACAGAACUCUGCAGGCUAUCUUUGCAGUAGAUUGCAACACCGCCCCCUUUGGCAGUUCUAUCUUGUCUGAAAAUGUUGUAGUUUGGAAUUAAAAUUUCUGUAUUUUUGGUGGUCUUCCUAAGCCAGGAUUCAGACACAGCUAGAACAUCCGGGUUGGCAGAGUGUGCUAAAGCAGUGAAUAGAACAAACUUAGGGAGGAGGCUUCUAAUGUUAACAUGCAUGAAACCAAGGCUAUUACGGUUACAGAAGUCAUCAAAAGAGAGCGCCUGGGGAAUAGGAGUGGAGCUAGGCACUGCAGGGCCUGGAUUCACCUCUACAUCGCCGGAGGAACAUAGGAGGAGAAGAAUAAGGGUACGGCUAAAAGCAAUAAGAAUUGGUCGUCUAGAACGUCUGGAACAGAGAGUAAAAGGAGGUUUCUGGGGGCGAUAAAAUAGCAUCAAGGUAUAAUGUACAGACAAAGGUAUGGUAGGAUGUGAAUACAGUGGAGGUAAACCUAGGUAUUGAGUGAUGAAGAGAGAGAUAUUGUCUCUAGAAACAUCAUUGAAACCAGGAGAUGUCAUUGCAUGUGUGGGUGGUGGAACUAAUAAGUUGGAUAAGGUAUAGUGAGCAGGACUAGAGGCUCUACAGUGAAAUAAGCCAAUAAACACUAACCAGAACAGCAAUGGACAAGACAUAUUGACAUUAAGGAGAGGCAUCCUUAGUCGAGUGAUCAAAAGGGUCCAGGGAGUGGAGAGGUUGGUUUGGGGGUCACGGCGAUUUAGACAGCUAGCCAGGACAUCGGUAGCAAGCUAGCAUAGGAUGGAGGUCUGUUGUUAGCCACCUCUUGCGUUCCGUCAGUAGAUUAGUGGGGUUCCGUGUGGUAGAGGGGAUUAGUCCAAAUCACACAACAACAAAAAAAUAAAAACAAUAGAUAUAGUUAUAGAGGCCCAAGAAGAAACAUAAUAAUAAUAAAAAUAAAUAAAUUGUCCGAUUGAGGAGGUGGACACUGCACCCGCUGCCAGUCAGGACACAGAGGAUGACUGCCUUUCCACAUCCUAAACGGCUCACAUUGCUUAAGUUUCCUUCCAUUCGUUAACUAUUAAUCUGACUAGUAAUCCAACCCUUCCCCAUGACUCUUCUAUUUCCAGGAGUACAUAGGACCUGAUGGGGUGGAUACCAGCACGUGGUCCUCCUGGCCAAGAGUCUGGUGAGGCGGCUGGAGGGGCCAUGGAUCUCUAAUAGGCACAUAGAGGAGAUCAUGGCUCUCUGGGGAAAUCUUCCAGAGAGAGACAAGGCGGCAGUCUCCUACCCAGAGACGUUCCGGGACCGAGUCCUGCAGGGGCGCUUCAACAAUUCAAAGACCUCAACUGUGAAGGGGGAAGAGAGUUUGAAGCACUCCCUGCUUGGGCAAGGCUGUGGACCUGCUCAGUGGCUCAACACCAGCAGGACAGUGGAGGCUAUUUUUGUUGAGCUGUGCCACAAACAUCCUGCUGGCAAGAUGGUGCUUGGAAACCGGGUCAGCAGGUGGGCUGCCAUCCUGGGGGACUACAGGAGAAUCAGGAUCAUGGUGCUGGGCAGCCCAAACUUGAAUACCGACACAAUGCUGCAACUGUUCGAGGUCAACAAGUUGACCUUGACACAGUGCUACAUAGGCUGGAUAAGGCAGCUCAACACAUUGAGGAGGAGGAGGAAAGCACAAAAGGCCCAACUGAAGUGUGACAGAAUAAAAAGCCACCUGAGGGAAAGAGAGGAGAGAGCCCAGCGGCGUGUUGGAAAACACAAGGACCCACCUCCACACCUGACAUGUAGCCGUCCGUGGCAGCCUCCAGUUCUGAAAACACAAGGACCCACCUCCACACCUGACAUGUAGCCGUCCGUGGCAGCCUCCAGUUCUGAAAACACAAGGACCCACCUCCACACCUGACAUGUAGCCGUCCAUGGCGGCCUCCAGUUCUGAAAACACAAGGACCCACCUCCACACCUGACAUGUAGCCGUCCAUGGCGGCCUCCAGUUCUGAAAACACAAGGACCCACCUCCACACCUGACAUGUAGCCGUCCAUGGCGGCCUCCAGUUCUGAAAACACAAGGACCCACCUCCACACCUGACAUGUAGCCGUCCAUGGCGGCCUCCAGUUCUGAAAACACAAGGACCCACCUCCACACCUGACAUGUAGCCGUCCAUGGCGGCCUCCAGUUCUGAAAACACAAGGACCCACCUCCACACCUGACAUGUAGCCGUCCAUGGCGGCCUCCAGUUCUGAAAACACAAGGACCCACCUCCACACCUGACAUGUAGCCGUCCAUGGCGGCCUCCAGUUCUGAAAACACAAGGACCCACCUCCACACCUGACAUGUAGCCGUCCAUGGCGGCCUCCAGUUCUGAAAACACAAGGACCCACCUCCACACCUGACAUGUAGCCGUCCAUGGCGGCCUCCAGUUCU